ACGCAGAGGAAUAGAAAAGACAAAGAAGUAGAUAGAAGCAGAGUGAAGUUAGAGAGGAGAAGAGCCGAUAAGAAUGGAGAAGUAUUUUGGAAAUGCAUACAGAGGAGACCCAGGAGUUCCACAUGCUGAACCGGACCGGUUCUUCAACAUAUGGAUUGGGUCUGCUGCUUUCUCUGUUAUGACCUUUAUCAAUCCCUACAUGUGGCACCUCAGUAAUCAGUUCAAUUGGCAUGACAAGGCAUUUCUAUUUGAGCAGUAUCACUGGAAAAAAGCUAUGAAGAAGAAUGAGCCAUACAAAUUUAAGUGGAAUGAAAUGGAUAGAGAGGUCCGGGACAAUUAUUAUAUCAACUGGCCCAUCUACUUCCCUUAACUUUCUGUUCCUUUAGUGGGAUCUGCAAAAAUACAACCAUGUUUCCUUACAAUGUGGUGUCUGUACUGGUGGUUUAAACACCUUGAAUUAGCUGGCGGAUUUUUUUUUUAAUUGAAGUUUGUUAUUUAUGAUUGUAUCUUUAAGUAGCCUUUCUACAUCUAUGUAGUGAGAAAGACAACCAUGCAAUAUAACAUAUGUAUUUAGUUUUAGAACAUGAAAUGAAACAGAUUACAAUAUGGUCUCAAGUA
This is a messenger RNA of Ricinus communis (castor bean), 618 nucleotides long. RefSeq lists its product as uncharacterized. The record is from RefSeq and is a predicted model, not a curated record. Lineage: Eukaryota; Viridiplantae; Streptophyta; Magnoliopsida; Malpighiales; Euphorbiaceae. Bases 74 to 370 code for a protein of 98 amino acids. The transcript has 3 exons.